AUGGAUCAUAUAUUUACUCUAACACAACUGCUUGAGCGAGUGAAUGAAUACAAGCUGCCUCUUUGCGUUGCGUUUGUAGACUAUAAGAAGGCCUUCGAUAGCGUCGAAACCAACGCAGUGCUAAACUCGCUGCAGAAGCAAGGAGUCGAGGCGCAAUAUGUGCAACUGCUCAGGGAAGCAAAUUCCGGAUGCACCACCGACAUAGUUCUGCUGUCAUCACCCGUACGAGUGCCGAUCGAGAAGGGAGUGAAGCAAGGAGACGCGAUCUCUUCAAAACUUUUCACCGCAUGUCUCGAGCAGAUCAUCAGAGGCAUCGACUGGCAAGGUUGUGUCAAUGGAGCUACUCACCCACCUCCGUUUCGCUGA
Molecule: messenger RNA, 366 nt
Organism: Octopus sinensis (East Asian common octopus)
Lineage: Eukaryota; Metazoa; Mollusca; Cephalopoda; Octopoda; Octopodidae
Exons: 1
Coding region: 1-366 (121 amino acids)
Source: RefSeq, a predicted model, not a curated record